AUGGUCAGAAGCGGAGAAGUCCCUGGAGCUGGUCUAGAGGCUGCCGCCACUCCCCAGCUCAUCAGGGUGACAGUCAAGACUCCCGGGCAAAAGGAGGAGUUUGUGGUGCCCGAGGACAGGCUCAUCAAGGAGUUUAAGGCCGGCGUCUCCACCCGUUUCUCCUCUCCCACCGACCGGCUCGUGCUGAUAUUUGCUGGCAGGAUUUUAAAAGAUCACAAGACCCUGAGCCAACAUGGCAUCCAGGAUGACGCCACCAUCUACCUCGUCGUCCAGUCGCAAAGGAGACCCCAGGAGUGUCCGGGUCAGUGCGCCGGCUCCCCGGAGGGUGCGGCCGCCACCCAGUUGGAGAACGGCUGCCUCUCCAGGCCGGGCUCUGCCAGCAGCAUGGCCUUCGGCACGGCCGGCCUGCAGGAGCUUGUCAGCAACCUCGGCCUGAACACGGCCAACUUCUCCGAGUUUCAGAGCCAGCUCACGUCCAACCCCGAGAUGAUGUUCCAGCUCUUGGAGAACCCCUUCAUUCAGAGCCGGCUCUCCAACCCCGACCUGAUGACCGAGCUGAUCACGGACAAUCCUCUGAAGCAGCAAGUGAUCCAGAAAACCCCAGAGAUCGGCCACUUCCUGAACACUCCCGACAUGCUGCGGCUCAUGCUGGAGCUCGCGCGGAGCCCAGCCACCGUGCGGGAAAUCAUGAAGGACCCCAGCCAGGCCUUGAGCUUUCUGGCCAGCAUCCUGGGCGGAGGCCGUGCCUCGCAGCACGUGAGCAGGGAUCACCCCGAUUUAACGCGGGAGGAAGCACAGACACAGGCUGCGGGGAACUCAUUUGCUUCUCUGAGGAACAGCUCAUCCCUCACCAGCAGCCAGACCCCUUUGAGUAGAAGAAGAAGAGCUCCUUCACCCCCGGCUUGUCCUCCGCCCUCCAGCUGCCCCAGUGACACCAGCAGCAGCAGCCGUAGCAUUAGCGACUACCCAGCGCAGAGCUGCUUCGGACCCACUCCAGACCCAGGAAGCACCGCCGCCCUCUCAACAGCCAUCAAGGGCUUGCUGCAGCAGACGGUCAAAAAGCUGGUGCAGGACAUCCUGCUCGGGCCAGGUGCGAGGAGCGUGCAGCAGUCGCUCGGCCUGAACCCCGACCUGGGGACAAAGACGCUGCCGCAGAGCCCCGCGACAGCUGGGCAGCCCCCGAUGCAGCCCCUCCCCACCUUCCAUCAGCAAAUCUGGCACCCAGAGGAGCUGGCGCCCAUGCCGGCCUCUAGAGAAAUGCAAGCGCUGGCACAGAUUCAACAAAGGCUGCAGGCCCUGGCAAUGGGAGAACCCGGCAUCCCACUGCAGCUCCUGUCUCCUUUAGCGGGGUCGGGGCACACGGCAGGCUCGGCAGGGAGAGCGCCCCCGAGCCCUGGGCUCAAGGAAGCUGCACAGCCAGCCUCAGCCGCACCAAGCCAGGAGUUCACUGUUCAGCAAAUGCUGCAGGCCCUAGCUGGAGCAAAUCCUCAGCACGCCCCAAAUCUCUGA
Messenger RNA from Chelonia mydas (Green sea turtle), 1509 nucleotides. RefSeq names its product ubiquilin-1-like. Bases 1 to 1509 code for a protein of 502 amino acids. NCBI's taxonomy places the organism in Eukaryota, Metazoa, Chordata, Testudines, Cheloniidae. The transcript has a single exon. The record is from RefSeq and is a predicted model, not a curated record. Gene Ontology annotation, molecular function: polyubiquitin modification-dependent protein binding. Gene Ontology annotation, cellular component: cytosol. Gene Ontology annotation, biological process: ubiquitin-dependent protein catabolic process.